UUAUUUGAAGCAUCUAUAAAUAGAAACAUACAUCUAGACGUCAAACACACAAACGCAUAUACCCCACCCACACACACAGGAUGGAAGCUGUCCAAUUACUUCAUAUGAAAGGGGGAAAUGGUGAUGCAAGCUAUUCAAAUAAUUCUCUUCUUCAGAGAAAGGUGAUAUCGAUGACAAAGCCCAUCCUAAAAAAAGCUACAGUAGAUCUUUACAGUGCCAUGAAUUUUCCAAAAACGAUAGUCAUGGCCGAUCUUGGAUGUUCAUCUGGACCAAACACUCUGCUUGUCGCGGCUACGUUUAUCAAAAUGAUUAACGAGAUUAGUCUCAAAAUGGGCCAUGAACCACCCGAAAUCCAAAUUCAUUUGAAUGAUCUUCCAGGAAAUGAUUUUAACAUCGUCUUUCUUUCGUUGCCCAAAUUCCUUGAGAGUUUGAGAAAAGAUGUGUGUCAUUCUAAUCCCUCUACACCUUCUUGUUACUUCAGUGGGGUAGCCGGUUCAUUUUAUACGAGGCUUUUUCCUAGUAAAAGCCUUCAUUUCGUCCAUUCCUCGUACAGUCUUAUGUGGCUCUCUCAGGUUCCUGAACUUGAAGAGACCAACAAAGGGAACAUAUACAUGUCAAGUACAAGUCCAUCAAGUGUAAUAAGAGCAUACUAUCAACAAUUCCAGACAGAUUUUUCGAUGUUUCUCAAGUGUCGUGCAGAUGAGAUGGUGAGUGGAGGGCGUAUGGUUUUGACCAUAUUAGGGAGAAGAAGUGAUGAUCCUUGUAGCAAAGAAUGUUGUUACAUUUGGGAGCUCUUAGCCAUGGCUCUCAAUGAUAUGGUUUAUGAGGGACGAAUAGAAGAAAGUCAAAUGGACUCAUUCAACAUUCCUCAGUAUACACCUAGUCCCAAAGAGGUCAAGAAUGAAGUUGAGAAAGAAGGAUCAUUCUUAAUUGAUUGCCUUGAUGUUUCUGAGGUAACUUGGGAUUCAUCUACAAACAACAACAUCAUACGACUAGAAGAAUGUAAAGAGAGUGACAUUGGAGGAUAUAACAUGGCAAAAUGUAUGAGAGCUGUGGCCGAACCUUUGCUAGUUAGUCACUUUGGAUUGUCCAUAACAAAGGAGGUAUUUCUUAGGUAUAGGAAGAUAAUUAUUAAAUGCAUGUCCAAAGAAGAGACCAAGCUCAUUAAUGUAACUGUAUCCAUGACAACAAAAUCAUGAUCAUGAAAUUCUUCUGAUAUUUUUUUAGUGUCUGUUGAAUGAACUUAGACAACAAAAAUGUUUCUUGAUUUCCUGUUAUUGUAAGCAUGUAUGCGUAUUUUGUGUCCAUGGUGUUGGAACCUGAAAGUGAACCUCUAACAAUCAUCAGCCUUUUGAGGUUCCGAAGUCAGUCAGGUUAGCUCGGAAUGGUGUUCCGAAGUCAACUUGUGGUCCAUAGUCAAAUUGAUGUCUGGAAUGAAGAUGGUGUUCAAAUGAUUGAUGAUCCGAGAUGGUGCAUGUCAGAAUCCGUUUGUUCAUCUGUAUUAAUUACUUUUGUCAUUUACCUUGAUGUAACGUAUCGUAGGACUUAGUCUCUUUUGCCAACUUAGAUAAUCAGACUAUCAGGAGCAACUCUAUUAUCCGGUCCUAUGUAUGUUUAUGGUUAGUACGAUGUAACUUAUUCUCCUAUUUAAGGAGCAUUAAAUGACAAAUCAAACAACGGAUUGUUCUA
Lactuca sativa (garden lettuce) is the source of this 1689-nucleotide messenger RNA. RefSeq names its product S-adenosyl-L-methionine:benzoic acid/salicylic acid carboxyl methyltransferase 3. The record is from RefSeq and is a predicted model, not a curated record. NCBI's taxonomy places the organism in Eukaryota, Viridiplantae, Streptophyta, Magnoliopsida, Asterales, Asteraceae. Gene Ontology annotation, molecular function: methyltransferase activity.